Eublepharis macularius is the source of this 10480-nucleotide messenger RNA. It is a transcript of the gene ZFHX2, whose product is annotated as zinc finger homeobox 2. The coding region runs from base 303 to 8111 and encodes 2602 amino acids. Gene Ontology annotation, cellular component: nucleus. The transcript has 9 exons. Gene Ontology annotation, biological process: brain development; regulation of transcription by RNA polymerase II; regulation of neuron differentiation. The record is from RefSeq and is a predicted model, not a curated record. Lineage: Eukaryota; Metazoa; Chordata; Lepidosauria; Squamata; Eublepharidae. Gene Ontology annotation, molecular function: RNA polymerase II cis-regulatory region sequence-specific DNA binding; DNA-binding transcription factor activity, RNA polymerase II-specific; zinc ion binding.
UUCUCACAUGCAAGUUUGAUGUUGCAUUGGGUGGCAAAGACAGCAGUGUGAGUCUCCUCCAGAAUUAUCUCUGGGAGGAACAGAGGUGGUGUUUUAGAUGCCACCCGUCCUCUUGACAAUCUGGAUACAACAUCCAGGGUGCCUGCGAGAGGUUAUUUAGGAGGAUCAUUUCUCUGCUUUUUCUUUUAGGUUAAAGGUGGGAGGGAAUGAUUUACACACCGUUGUCUUUUUUCUUGCUUCCUCACAGGGUCUCGGCUCCCGUGCUGAGAUGACCCCUCCGCCCCCCUCACGCCUGCACCGCCAUGGACGCCCCCUCUAACUCUGCCUCCUCCUCCUGUUCCACCGCUGCUGUCCUCCCGGCCGAUGGGCAGGAUGACAGGGCUACAGUUUGGCCCACUCAGGACUCUCCUGCCUCUCCAGCCACCAAAGAACCCCCCCUCUCGGACCCUUCCUCCUCUGCCACCUCUCCUGAUGAAGUCCUUUGGCCCAGCUCCAGUUCCCAGGCAGUGCCCAGCCCCACGAAACGCCCGGCAGCCAUCUUAACCUCACCACAACGGCAAGCUGACCUUGGCCUAGCGAUACCAAACCCGUCCCCUUUCCCUCAGCCGACAUGCCCUCGAGAAGAUGGGAGUAAGGAAGAAGCAGCAGCAGAUGACGGAGACGACGAUGGAGAGGAGGGUGGAAUCGAGGCCCGGCUCUUCUUCUCUGCCAAAGGCUCGGCCUAUCUGCUCAGUGGUGGCCACAUUCUCUUACCAAAGGGCUCCCCUUGCACCACAGCUCCCCCGGUGUCUAUCCUCCACGUCCAGCGCGGCGGAGGCCCUAACCAAGGCUUUACGUCUACUGACCAAAUGUCCCAGAAUACCUCAGCGCCAGGCGAGUGGACCCCUCAUGGCGCCUUCUACAGUUACCGACUGGCUGGGGCCCCCGCUCGAACCACACCUGCCAAAAACGUUCCCACCAAACCCAAAGAUGCCCCCACCACCCAUGCGGAGGAUGAGGAAAACCCCAAAGGGGAAGCCAACCUUGGCCAAGAAGAGGAGCGAGCGAGGCCACCCAUCUGGCUGUGCCUAAUAUGCCGCCUUUCUUUCCACCGGGGCCGUUCCUUGGCAGCCCACGCUCAUGUGGCCCACCGGGUGCAACUGAGCACCAACCAAUGCCAGGCCCUAUCCAGAGGGGCUUCUGCCGUGUUCCAGGGCACCACACUUGGCUUCCUAGAACCAAAUAGCCCCAUCACCAAGGCAGACCUCAGUGCCAGAAUGUGUAGCAGAUGGGUGAAUGUAUCCGAAGAGAAGGAGGAGGAGGAAGAGAAGAAAGGAAGCUCAGAGGGACAACGCGAGCCACCUGAUGCCAAAGAUUCAAGGGUCGGCGAUGCGCACUGGGCAAAGGGGGGCCUGGAGAACAGACCAGAGGACGAAAAGGAGGAGGAGGAGAAAGAGGAGGGUGAAGAAAAGAAAGAGGAGGGAAGGCUUCCCCCAGACCAAAGCUCACAUGUCCAAAGCCCACUCAUGGGUGCUAACGCCCCCGUCUUGGAGACACCACCGACAAAGGUUGACAACGACGUUGGGUUGGCCAAGAAAGACAUCAACGCGGAGUUGGUCAACAAGGUUGCUGGCUUGACCAAUGAAGCGGUCAGUGUAGGACUGGUUCAUGACGUUGCUCAAGCCGAAUUAGCUGGCAAACCCAAUGAUUCCGGGUUAGGCUUCAAAGGAACCUGCGAUGACCUAACCCACACCGCAGACACCAACAACUCCGGGUCAGCCCAUGAUGCCAGCGCUGCUGAGUUGGCUCACAGUGUUGGUAACAUGGGGACGGCCAACGACAUCGCCAGCGUUGGGUUCGAGGUGAACAGCAGCCACAAUGGGUCGGCCCCGCUUGGCUUUGGGGAAGAUUUUACAGCCAUGGCUUACUCUGGCUUGAGUUUAUCUGGCCACAUGUCCUUGCUGCAUUCACGCAACUCCUGCAAAACUCUGAAGUGUCCCAAGUGCAACUGGCAUUACAAGUACCAGCAAACGCUGGACGUCCACAUGAAGGAGAAACACCCCGAAAACAACAGCCACUGCGCUUACUGCAGCACCGGUGGGCCUCACCCUCGCCUGGCCAGGGGCGAAAGCUACAACUGUGGCUACAAACCCUACCGUUGCGAGGCCUGCAACUACUCGACGACAACGAAGGGCAACCUGAGCAUCCACAUGCAGUCCGACAAGCACUUAGCCAACCUGCAAGGCUACCAGGCCACGGGCGGCAACGGGACCUCUUCGGUGGUACCUGCCACAGCCCCCACCCCGUCCUCUCCCGAGGAGAAGGAACCUAAAGGCAAGUCCUCCUGGCAGUGCAAGGUUUGCAGCUACGAGACCAACAUCUCACGCAACCUUCGCAUCCACAUGACGUCCGAGAAGCACAUGCAAAACAUGCUUUUGCUCCAUCAAGGGCUGCCCUUGGCCCUGCCGGGACUCCUGGGGCAACCGCCAACCUCGCCAGGAGGCAAGCCGCAGCCAGAGCUCUUCCAGUUCUAUGGGGCACAGGCCCUCGGCCACUCCCAUCUCCCCCAUGCCCACCACACUCAUUCUGGGGCCAGCCCAGCUCUGCGGGGGGACAAGCCUAUGGAGCAAACGCAACUCUUACUCAACGGAGGCUUCCCACACGUCAGCACCCCUGGCCGGAAGAUGGCCUCCCUGGGUUCAGCCCCCGCGUCACUCUCUCCAGAGCCUGCCCCGCCUUCCCCGCUGCCGCCCCACUCCGGAUCGGACCCGGGCUCUUCGCAGAGGUUGUUUGGCUGCCUGGUCUGCCAGGUGUUCGGCACCGACAGCCUUGAGGCGCUCCUGAGGCACGCGUCGGCACCACGCUCGCUGCCCGAGGGAGAAUGGAAAGAGGUGUCGGGCGACCUGCACCGGUGCCGGCUGUGUGCUUACGGCACCCAGCUGAAGGCCAACUUCCAACUGCACCUCAAGACUGACAAGCACGCCCUGAAGUACCAGCUGGUGGCCCACCUGCGCGAAGGAGGUAACAGUGGAGCCCACCUGGGGGCGGACCUUCCUCUGGGCCCGCCCCUUCACCUUCACUGCAACCUCUGUGAAUAUGAGACCAACAGCAAGGAGAAGAUGCGCCUGCACGUUGCAGGAGGCAGCCACCAGGAGGCGUUGCAAGGUUACAAGUUCCUCCUGGAGCUGGAGAACACAUCGGCAUCACCGCUGGGCCCUGAACCUGCCCAGUUCCGCUGCCUCCUCUGCAGCACCGAUGCUUCCAACCGCCUGGUGAUGAUCCAGCACCUCCGCUCCCCCCAGCACCGUGAUGCCCAUGGCCAGUGGCGCCUCCAGCUGCUGCAGAACGGGGAAGGCACCCCCGGCCUGGAGAGAUACAUCUGCCUCGCCCCUGCAAACCCCACCGGGAAGGAAACAGCGAUGGAAGUGCAGUCCCCAGAGAAAGAAACACUGAAUAAAGCUCAGAUGCCUGGUUCCGACGAGACUGAAGCAAAAGCCGGAGGUGUGGGCAACAUUACAGUGUUCUGCUGUCCGUACUGCAACUUCGUGGACCAGACUGCCGAAGCCGUGCGGGCUCACACCGUCUCCCAGCAUGCCGUGCAGCCCAAGUUCCGUUGCCCAUUGUGCCAAGAGCAGCUGGUGGGCCGGACCAACCUCCACUUUCACCUCAGCCACAUCCACAACGUGGUGCCUGAGUGUGUGGAGAAGCUACUGCUGGUGGCCACCACUGUGGAAAUGACCUUCGCCACCAAAGUUGUACCGGGCCUCAGCCUUUCUCCUGACACACCAAAGCCAGAUGGGACGUCCAGCCCUGAGCAAGGAGGUGCCAGUGAACCCCAAAGCCCCCUUGUCGCACCACCACCACCAGCACCCUCUGGGGAAAAAGCUCCUUCGGCUCCAGUGCUGUGCCCUGAAACACCUCCUGCCCCUGUCCCCUCCCCAGCACCACCUGCCGCCCCCCCGGAAAAGCCGCCCCCCACCUCUUCAACUCCUCCCCCGGCUGCUCCACCAGAGUCCGAAGACGAAGACCCUCCUCGUCCGAGCGCCCCGCCCGAAGAGCAGCCCCAGCCAUCCCAGGCCCCAGCAGAGCCUCCCGAGGCCUCACUGCCUGCCCAGCCCAGCCAGGAUCCCCGGCACCCGCUGUCCUAUCGCAAGGCAACCAAUUUUGCCUUAGACAAGUUUCUGGACCCAGGGCGCCCCUACAAAUGCACAGUGUGCAAGGAAUCCUUCACCCAGAAGAACAUACUCCUGGUGCACUACAAUUCUGUCUCCCACCUGCACAAGAUGAAGAAGGCGUCCGCUGACCCUUCGGCGCCAUCCCGAGGCGAGCCAGGCACCCCGGGCGCCCUCCAGCCAUCCUCGGACAAGCCGUACAAGUGUACCACCUGCCGAGUUUCGUACAACCAGAGUUCCACGCUAGAAAUCCACAUGCGCUCCGUUCUGCACCAGACCCGCUCCCGUGUCGCUAAGAUGGAAGCUGCUGGCAAAGCGGAGAUGGUGUCUGCCGAAGCCGAGCCCCCAAGCGAGGCACCGGUGGAAACGGAGGCCCCCAAGCUCUUGGAGGCUGGCUGCAUGCCAGUGCCGGCUCUCCCUUUUUUGGCACCGUCUACGGCAGAGCUGCAACGUUUCCCCACGCCCCUAUUUACGCCACCGCUGCUGCCACCUUUCCCGUUGGUCCCAGAGUCUCUCCUAAAACUGCAGCAGCAACAGCAGCAGCUUCUGCUCCCCUUUUACUUACAUGACCUCAAGGUGGCCCCCAAAUUGGCUUUAGCAGCGCCAGCUCUGACCCUCCCAGCCACUCCACCUGUACUCUUGCCACCUCCCCCAGCCAAGGAAGAGCAGGCCCCAGCAGCCAGCAACACCAAGCCAGAGCCGACAGAAGAGGCGGAAGCAGAGGAGGCAGAGGGGGCUCAGCCCGGGAGUGAGGCGUCCCGUACAGCGGCCAAGGCCCUGCUGGAGAACUUCGGGUUCGAACUCGUGAUCCAGUACAACGAAGGCAAGCAACCUGCAGCGGCAACAGCCCUGGCUGUCCCCCCUCGACCCCCGGCGGGCAAGCUCCAGUGCGGCACGUGCGGCAAACAGUUCUCCAAUAUGCUCAUCUUGAAAACACACGAGGAGCAUGUACACCGGCGCUUCCUGCCUUUUGAGGCGCUCAAUCGUUAUGCUGCACAGUUCCGCAAGAGUUACGACAGCAUGUAUCCACCCCCUCCUCCGGCACUCCCCAUUGAGACCACUGCCACUACGGCUGCUGCUCCCACAACCACCAUUGCUGCUGCCAGCACAGAAAACUCCGCCAUCACUGUCCCACCAGCCUCCCUUCCUCUGGAUAUUCCCUCCCUCUGCCCUCCUUUUUUAAUGCAACCCAUCCCAGUGGCCCUUCCACCACCCGAAGGCGAGACUCCUCGGGUGUCUCCAGAGCACUUGAAAUCCCUGUGGUUUCGUGGCGAGGAGGAGGAAGGUGGCAAUUCCUCUGCGGGUCCUGACCCUUCCCGGGGUGGCUUUCCUGCCACCCGGCGCUUCUCCCGCACAAAAUUCACAGAGUUCCAGUCUCAGGCUCUGCAGUCCUUCUUUGAGUCGAGCGCUUAUCCCAAAGACGGCGAGGUCGAGCGUCUGUCCGCGCUCUUGGGUUUGCCCAAUAGAGUUAUUGUGGUUUGGUUCCAAAAUGCACGUCAGAAGGCCCGCAAAUGCGGAAGCGAAGCCGGGGUGGGGAGCGGAAACACUGCCGCGCAGCCUGCCUGCAAGAAAUGCCGGACGUCUUUCCGCUGCAUCUUUGAGCUAAUACGUCACCUGAAGAAGUGUUACAACGACCAGCCCGAGGAAGGGGAAGGAGACGGUGCCGAGGAAGAGAAUGAGACUCACGAGGAAGAAGAGCAGGAGGAGGAGGAGGAGGAAGAGGAACACCAGGAGCCUUCAGCCACUGAUGGAGCCACUAAGACCGAUGGAGCUGGAGACAAAUUCCCUGAGGAAGAGCUGCCAUCUCCAGAAGCCCUGCCAGACAGCUCAGCCAGCCACCCCUGCAACCAGUGCCCAGCCAAGUUCUCCAGCGCUGAUCUUCUCAACGCCCACCACAUCACUCAUGCGCCAGCAGCCGCUCCUCCAUCAGUCACCGUCGGACCUCCGCAACAACUCCUGGAGUUGCCCUCCUUGGCGUUUGGCGAGCGUGCUGCUCCUCCUGAUCCCUCCCGCACACAGAAACGGAAACACGAGGACGGGAGCUUGUCACCCACUGGCAGCGAAUGCGCUAGCAUGGCAGGAGGGGAUAACGAGCCGCCACGAGACAAGCGCUUGCGCACCACCAUUUUGCCAGAACAACUGGAGAUCUUGUAUCGGUGGUACAUGCAAGACUCCAACCCGACCCGGAAGAUGCUUGACUGUAUCUCAGAAGAAGUUGGGCUUAAAAAGAGGGUGGUCCAGGUGUGGUUCCAGAACACGAGGGCCCGAGAGAGGAAGGGCCAGUUCCGCUGCAACACCAGCGCCGCCAUCCCAACCACCAAGCCCUCCCCAGCGCUCCCUACCACCUUCCCAAAGUUCAGCCCUCCACCACGAGACCCUCCUGUCCUUUAUGGAGCUGCCUUCGCCCCCAGCCUCCCUGUGGUCAGUGCUCAGCCACUGCCAAGCAAGCCAGAAGUUCCUGUGGAUUCACAAGCCCAGGACGAAGCCGCCGAGGAAGAGGCGCCGAAGGAGAACGAGGACCGAAGCCUGUCAGGCGGGGAGCUGAGCGAUUCGUCAUCCUCGACAUCUUCUCUGGCUGAUCUGGAUUCCCCAGGCAGCCGACGGAGUCGAGCAACCGAGGGCGGUCCCGGAGGCAUGCAUGACUCUCUGGGCCAGCGUCGGUACCGCACUCAGAUGUCCAGUCUUCAGCUUAAAAUCAUGAAGGCUUGUUACGAGGCCUACCGAACGCCCACCAUGCAAGAGUGCGAGGUGCUGGGCGAGGAAAUCGGGCUGCCCAAGCGGGUGAUUCAGGUGUGGUUUCAGAACGCCAGGGCCAAAGAGAAAAAGGCCAAGGCGGCCUCUGGCGGUACCAGCAGCGGUGACGAUGGGCCUCCCAACACGCACACUCAGUCUGAAUGCACUUAUUGUGAAGUCAAGUACGAUUUCUACGUGUCCUGCCGUGGUCACCUCUUCUCUCGUGGCCACCUAGCCCGACUUAAGGAGGCCAUCAAGGCCCAGCUCAAAAGCGAGAGCAAGUGCUACGAGCUGGUGCCAGACAAAGGGACGCCAUCCCCAACCAGGCUGGGCGCCUCUAUGCCCCCCUCUACUGUGCCACCACCCCUUGGGAGUAUGGCCUCUUUUGUACCAGGCCCUUCCUCUUCUUCCUCUGGUGUUCUGAGCUCCCCACUGGCCUCGACCCAGGCAGGCCCUCCCAUACCUCAGCGCCUCACACCAGAACCGGCCCAGCUUGGUCCCUCCACAGAGCCUGCUCCUGUUCCAGAAACCGCCCCGAGUGACAGUCAGGCGGACCCAUCUUCAAGUUCAGCCCAGGAACCCUCCUUGACCUCCACUGCCACGAUGAAGAACCUCAAGACAUUGAAGGCCACAGUGCCGGCCCUGCUGGGUGGCCAGUUUCUGCCCUUCCCGUUGCCGGCAGCAACAGCAGCAGCCCCCUCCCUAUUUGGAGCCCAGCUGCCCGGGGCCUACUUCCAGCAGCUUUACGGCAUGAAGAAGGGGCUCUUCCCCAUGAACCCCGUCAUACCUCAGACGCUCAUGGGGCUGCUGCCCAACCCCUUGCUCCCAGCACCCACGCCAGAGCCGUCCGUUGAGGUGUCCGAGGCCCCUGGCAUCUCUACAGUUGACGUGACUCACCAGUACCUUUGCCGCCAAUGCAAGGCAGCCUUUGAAAGCGAGGGGGCGGCUGCAGCCCACCAGGCUGCCUUUUGCUACUUCGGGCGCCAGCCGCCAGCAGCCCCGCCCCCGCUGCGGGUGCCCGUGUGCACCUACCACUGCCUGGCCUGCGAGGUGCUUGUGAGCGGGCGCGAGGCACUGGGGGCUCACCUGCGCUCCAGUGCUCACCGGCGCAAGGCCGGAUCCAACGCAGCAACCGCAUCGGUGUUUGCCAAAGAGGAAUCCAAAUUACCUCACUCGGACUCCAACCCAAAAAGUAACGCUACCUCUACGACACUUCUAGCUUUAUAGAGAUGGAUGCCACACUGCCACCCAUUGAGAGAGAAUGACUAACCAACCAGCCAGUGGAGGGGUGGGCACCCACUUGGGUGUCCCCUCUGCCCAUACUCAAGAACCGUCCCCCUCAACACCCAACCCAGCCUUGACCCCUUUUAUUGCCAGCAAGGAAAAAAGACCAAUCAAUCUGAGAGACAGCCUCUUGCCACCUGUCCCGAGCCACUGCCCUAAAGCAACACCCUAUAUCCCACCCUACUGGCAGCCAUGUGGGCCAGGUAAAUUCAACUGUGCAGCCCCCCCACCCAAAGCUCACACCAUCCCAAGAGAAGACCAGUUAUCCUUGAGUUGAAUAGCCACAGUCCCUAACAAUGCUAAGAACCCCAGACCCUAACAAUGCUACCUUUAGAACAGUCUUGUACAAUCUGCAAAAGUGUGCGUCUAUUUCCCUCAACCAUUCCCAUCUUCUUGCAUUGGUCUGCUGCCCUUGUCAAUAUGGCUACUGUACAACUGAACCCAUCCCUUCCAUAUCACCAGAAGGCAGGUUCCUUACCUCUUCCCUACACCCAGAAAAGGAUAACUGGAUCUCACUUGGACCUCCCCAAAUCCAGCAUGGAUACCAAUUCAUGCUCUUUGCAGCCCUCUCCUUACUUGCCAGCCCUUCUUUCCUGCCACCUACCUGUGUAUUCCAGUCUUCCAUCUCUUGUGGCAUACACAUGUACUUCAGAUGUGAGAGACACACAAAAGACUCCACUUCUCCCACGUCUUUAUGUUACAAACUCCUCAAAUAUCCUCACCCUGUUCCCAUGGACUGUUCACAUUUUCUAUCAGGAACAUCUUAAGAUGAUCUCUGCCACUCGAACACCUUCAGAUGUUCCUCAAGAAUUGGGCUUUUCACCUUAGAAGGUGAGCACUCUCUUCCUUCACAAGCUUUGGUAUGUAAAGAUGGCACUCUCUCUCUCUGCUUGCGUCAGUCCAAGCACCCCAAAAUCCCAUUCCUUUGCCUGCAUACCUCCCUUGCACAGGUGGCCCAAAGCCCUCUCCUUACCAUAGGUGUGGGAUAGAGCCACACCUCUCCCCCCACCCCACCCGACAGCUGCUGGCACACUCUCAACACAUUUCCUUGUGCACCCAGCCUCUCUCUCUCUGUCUCUCUCUCUCACACACACACACCUGCUUGAGUUCCCUCUCUCACACCCACCUCCUACUCUUUGACUGUGUUACUGACUGAAAAAGGCCAAAAAAAAGCAAAGCAAACAAAAAGAAUGGACAGAAAGAAAGAAAAAUUAUUAACCCAAGGAGACAAAACUUAAGGGGGGAGGGGGGCAAAGAUGAGAAACUGAGUCCCCCCACCCUGCACCCCUCCCAGAGCAUGCUCCGCCCAUUGUGUAUAAAAAAAAAAUUACCGUCAAAGACGGAUGGACAGAUUCCCGAACUGUUGAUAGAUUCGAACGACUUGAACAGCAACCAAACAGGGAAAGGAAGAAGGCACCUCUCUUCUUUCCCACCAUUUUCCUCUCUCUCUCUCCUCCUCCUCCUCCUCCCCAGGUGGAUCUUUAUGUCCACUGGGGAACCAAAUAAAACCAACAACCUCGCUGUCUUUUUCCUCCUGAUAGACGUGACUUCCGUCUCUGUGCGGGAAACGACACAAAUCUACUCCGAUGGCUUUAAAAGAAAAAAGAAAAAAAAAACAAGAAGGAACCUCCCGUCACACACAAACUUGUACCGUGUGCCGACGUCCUCACAAAAAAGAGAAAAAAGAAAAAAAAAGAACACAAAUCCUCUUAUGAAUCCAAAGCUCUUAAAAAAAAAACUUCUUUACAAUAACCAAAAAAGAGAAAAGAAAACCAACCGUGAGAGAGAGAAUUACCCACCAACAAAAAGGAAUAAUAAAAAGCAACCUGGAUUUUUUUUGUUUAAAAAAAUAGACAUAAGAUGAAGAAAAAAGAAAAAGAGAACCCCUCACAUUUUUCCUCCUCUGUGUUGAUUCUUUUGGGGUUUCUUUUCAUAUUCUUUUCAUCCCCCAAGUCUUUUUGAUGCCCUUCCGCCCAACAAAGAUGGACGUGAAUUUUAAGAAGUUGAUGAAACGUGGAAACCUGUGGGGUAAAGAAAGGGUUACAAAACAAAACACAAAUAACCAAACGAACUACAUGUGGGGUGUUACGGAGGGAUGGGGGUCAUACAACGGCUCACCCUCUGGACCACUCUGUUUUUUCUCAGACCCCCUUCUCCCUACAACUCUACACCCCAAAAUGGGGGGAAAUGUCUUUCUGUUGUGUAUUUAAAAGGGGGGUUGGGGAACGAUUAAAAAAAUAAAAAGAAAUAAAGAUUAUAUUAAAGAAAUGAUCUGAAAAAAAUCCAAAACCUCCCCCCAUGCUUUUGGCAGG